Molecule: messenger RNA, 2599 nt
Organism: Chrysoperla carnea
Lineage: Eukaryota; Metazoa; Arthropoda; Insecta; Neuroptera; Chrysopidae
Gene: MESK2
Product: protein NDRG3
Exons: 2
Coding region: 137-1162 (341 amino acids)
Biological process (GO): signal transduction
Cellular component (GO): cytoplasm
Source: RefSeq, a predicted model, not a curated record
GCAACUGUGGUUAUAGAAACAAUGUUGAUUUUAUUUGUUAUGCAUUAUUAAAUAACAAAAUAAUUAGUGCUUAGUAUGCUUCUUUCUUAUUGAUUUCGGUUUUAUACAAUACCUAAGUUUUUUUGUGUUUUUAAAUAUGUUAAAUUUAUUUAAAAGGAAGGUUAUCCCAGCAGCAGAAGUUAUUCGUACAGCAAUGACAUCUGAAAGUAUGGAUGAUAUUAAACUGGAAAACAUACAAUUAUUAUUACCAUUAGCACGAUCAUUAUCUACAAACGGUGGGCAUGAAGAGCGUGUUGAAACUGAUAGAGGUAGCCUACUUGUUGCCGUACAAGGUAAUCGAUCGAAACCAGCGAUUUUAACAUAUCAUGACCUUGGACUGAAUUAUAUAUCAAGUUUUCAAGCUUUUUUUAACUACAUUGAAAUGCGUGGUUUACUUGAAAAUUUUUGUGUUUAUCAUGUUAAUGCACCGGGACAAGAAGAAGAUUCCGCGACAUUCCCUGAAGAUUAUAUUUAUCCAACAAUGGAUGAGUUAGCACAACAAUUAAAUUUUGUUCUAUCUCAUUUUGGAUUGAAAUCAGUUAUUGGAUUUGGGGUUGGUCUUGGUGCGAAUAUUUUAGCUAGAUUUGCUCUUGCAGAACCAUCAAAAGUUGCUGCAUUAUGUUUAAUAAAUUGUGUUAGUACUCAAGCUGGUUGGAUUGAAUGGGGUUACCAAAAAUUAAAUGCUAGACAUUUGAGAUCUAAAGGCAUGACUCAGGGUGUUCUAGAUUAUUUAAUGUGGCACCAUUUUGGUCGUGACACUGAAGAACGUAACCACGACUUAGUUCAAGUAUACAAAAACUAUUUUGAGCGUCAUGUUAAUCCAACGAAUUUGGCAUUAUUAAUUGAUAGUUACAUUAAACGCACUGAUUUAAAUAUUGCACGCGAUUGUGAUAAUGGUCGUACCUUACACAUGGCUACGCUGAAUAUAACCGGUGCACUCAGUCCACACGUAGAUGAAACUGUAACGCUGAAUGGACGCUUAGAUCCAACGAAAUGUUCAUGGAUGAAAAUAUCUGAAUGUGGUAUGGUGUUAGAAGAACAACCGGGUAAAGUUAGUGAAGCAUUUCGAUUAUUUUUACAAGGCGAAGGCUAUUCUGUUAAACGUACACCAGAUUCUGAAUAAAUGUCUGUAAAUUAAGUAAAAGCCUACGUCAUAUGAUCAAUGUGAUUUGACGCGCUCUGUUGUUCUGCACUGCUCGAUGGGAUUUUAAACAAUAAUUGUACUAUUUGACGCAGUAAUGUCGUAGUGGCAAACAUAAUUAUUAAUUUUUGUAAUAUUUUUUAAUUGUUAAAUAAUUUGUUAAUGGUGCAAAUAUGGAGUCCGAUUAGUAGUGUUUGUUAAACCUAAACGAAAAUCCUCUCAAUUUUCAUCUUGACCACAACAUCUUUUGAAGAUUGAUAAGAUCAUAAAAAUUGGACAUUUUAAGGACUUUUAAAAACAAUUGUUUUUUAUGUUUUUUUGACACAGAAGUUAAAUAUUUGUGAUAUUCAAAAAUUUUAAAAAAUUAUUUUAACCUGAUAGCUGUUUUCUCCUGAUAUAAAUAAACGGUGCUAAUAAACGAUAUUUACUUUCUAACAAGCACUUGCAAAGCUUCUAAACAAAUCAAUAGAAAACAAUAAACCAACAGCUAUCUAAAGAAAACAAAAUGAAAGUAAUUCUAUAUUUUUGUAGUGUUAAAUCGUGAAAAAAAUAUUUUAAAAAAUAAAGCAACGAUAAUUUUACGCCUAUUGUGAUAACAAAUUUCCUCACCGAAAAAAAGAUAUUUUUAAAAAUGUUACAAUAUAUACAUAUCUCUGUUAUCUCUGUCAUUUUAACAAAUUUUUAUUUGAAAAAAAAAAAUCAUUUCUAACGAACUUCAUAUUUCAUUACGUGCAAAACAAUGUAUGAACUUAAAACUAAGUUCAUUGUAUAAAACAGCGUUUCUCUAUCAUUGGAUAACGUUCAUCAUCGAAAGAAAAAAUAACGGAAAAUGAUUUGAAAAAGAUAAAAAUUUCGGAAAUGUUGCGUUGUGCGUUAAAAAGGUUGAGGAACGCUGAUAUUAAAAUAUGAAUAAUAUAUUCAUUUGUUCACUUUUUUCACACUGCUAUAUUAUUGUGGGGUACAUUUCUGUUUUCUCUAAUAAAACAUUGUGUUCAUUUUGUCGAAACAAAUUUCAUCCUCCACUGGAACCCCCCUUCACCACACAUUUUUGUAUAUAUCAAGAACAUGGCGUAUAGCAAUGAGUAAAAUUUUAUUGCUAUUCCACUAAAAAAAAAAUGAGAAAGCAGACAACCAAUAUUUGUAAAUUAAUUUUUAUAUUUCACACAAAACGAAUUUUAUAUAAAAAUAUUUAUUGAACCAAACGAUGAUGGCUUAGUUCUCACAAAUUUUUUUGUAAUUUAUUUUUCCAAUUCUUUACUAAACUCAAUCGACAAAGGUUUAUUUUGAAAAAAAAAAAAUGUUAUCGCGUGUUCAUUAUCAAAGCUGUAUAAAAAAUAUUUGGAAUUUUAUUUUUCAUAUUUGAUUUUUUAACAACUACAGUGCGAUAUAACAUCAAAUCGUAUAAAGAUAUGUUUCCAA